This is a messenger RNA of Astyanax mexicanus (Mexican tetra), 833 nucleotides long. It is a transcript of the gene sub1a, whose product is annotated as SUB1 regulator of transcription a. Gene Ontology annotation, cellular component: transcription regulator complex; nucleus. The coding region runs from base 157 to 537 and encodes 126 amino acids. Gene Ontology annotation, biological process: positive regulation of transcription initiation by RNA polymerase II. NCBI's taxonomy places the organism in Eukaryota, Metazoa, Chordata, Actinopteri, Characiformes, Acestrorhamphidae. The record is from RefSeq and is a predicted model, not a curated record. Gene Ontology annotation, molecular function: DNA binding; transcription coactivator activity. The transcript has 5 exons.
AGCGCCCCAUAAGUCUUAGCGGUGCCGCUUCCUUGCCGUGGUUAUUUUGUGGCGCGCGCUGGGAGCUCGAGAGAUCAAACACUGACCCGCGGACCCGCCGGACCUUCACGACCCUACCCGAACCCGCCCACUGUAGCUGCAUCACGCGCGCAGAAAAUGCCUAAAUCAAAGGAAGUGCUGUCCUCCUCCUCCAACAGCGACUCGGACAGUGAAGCCGAUACGAAGGCUAAGAGGAAGAGGCAGGCGACGCCGGAGAAAUCCUCCAAGAAGCAGAAGAGUGGAGAGUCCUCCAAAACCUCCGGCUCCUCCAAAAGCAGCGGCGGCAGCAAAAACGACAACAUGUUCCAGAUAGGGAAGAUGAGAUACGUGAGUGUCCGAGACUUCAAAGGGAAGGUGCUGAUUGAUAUCCGUGAGUACUGGAUGGAUCAGGAAGGAGAAAUGAAGCCGGGGAGGAAAGGUAUUUCCCUGAACCCAGAGCAGUGGAAUCAGCUGAAGGAGCAGAUUGAUGAUAUCGAUGAAGCCGUGAGGAGAACAUAAACACUCCGGGAGCCGACGCCGCUGUCUGAUCUAUUCAUUCCCGCUCCGCGCUUUACCCACGUUUUAUAUAAAACAGAUUAAUAAUAAUCCAUGGAGAGUUCUAGAACUGAUCUGUACCUGUGUUUUAGAUUAGGCCGAUCGCUGUGUUGAGUUUACUGUUCCUUUUCUUUUCUACUGACCGCGGUCCUCAUAACUCCGUAAUGAUUUUGUGGAUGAGUGUGUUUGUGGGGGGUGGGGGUGGGGGGAAUAGCCUGUGUUCACUUUUUACAAUAAAGUUGAUGGAAAGUUAAAAAUAA